Messenger RNA from Tetrahymena thermophila SB210, 171 nucleotides. RefSeq lists its product as hypothetical. The record is from RefSeq and is a predicted model, not a curated record. The transcript has 2 exons. Lineage: Eukaryota; Ciliophora; Oligohymenophorea; Hymenostomatida; Tetrahymenidae.
AUGUAUUUUUACAUGAAAACGGAUAUCUAAUAGCAAUCUACAACAAUUUCUUCAGCUAUUUUGAGAUUUAAACAGUUUAUGAGUGGAUUGAAGAAACUGCUCAGCAAAAAUUCUUAGUAAGAAUUCAAUUUGGAAGACUCAAUACCUAUUCUAGCUUUAUUUCAGUUAUGA